GCCAGCGCCGCCGGAGGAGUUACGGGGCGGGGUAACCUCCCGCACUCCCGGCUCGCACCCCUGCGCCUGGAUACUAAGCGGGAGGAGGAGCGGUGUGCGAGGGCAGAAGACGGCGAGAGGCUGUCGAAUGCCAGAGAUUCAACAGAGGAAAGGAAAAGUGACUCUGCUUUGCCUAACCCAACAGUAAUAUAUUUGGUGAGUGCUCUACCAGGUUUUACUGUGUCUGAAGAGAUGCCAGAUAAAACACCAGGUGGUACAGAGCCUGUGCCCAGAAGUGAAGAUGACUUCCACUUGCCUCUUGAUGUUGUACCAGCUGUGACAGAGGCGCUUGACUCCAAGACGAAAGGGGAAGAUUUGCACAAGGAGAGCAGACCUUUCCGCUACUGUGAAAAAAACACCAUGGACCUAUCAGACAGUGACCGUCCUGUCAGCUUUAGUUCCACUUCCUCCUCUGCAUCCUCCCGGGACAGUCACUGCUCCUUUGGAAGCAGAAUGACCUUGGUUUCCAACAGCCACUUGGGUUUGUUCAACCAGGAUAAAGAAACUGGUGCCAUCAAGCUAGAACUGGUCCCCGCCAGGCGAUUUUCCAGCAAUAAGACAUGUGAAAACACUGUUGAACAAGAGGAUCCUGAGGAAAGCCUUGAAAAAAGGCCAAGCAUGCCGAGGAAAGUAGAACCAAGAGGAGCGAGCAAAAACUGUGCAAUGUCCCUCGUCACAGAGCCCACCAGUCCGAAGCUUCUCUAUGUAGACAGAGUUGUCCAAGAGAUUCUGGAGACAGAGAGGAUGUAUGUGCAGGAUCUAAAAAGCAUUGUCAAGGAUUACCUCGACUGUAUCGCUGACCAGACCAAGCUGUCCCUGGGGACAGAAGAGCGAUCAGCCCUGUUUGGAAACAUACGGGAUAUCUACCAUUUCAACAGUGAACUUCUGCAAGAUUUGGAAAACUGUGAAAAUGAUCCUGUGGCUAUAGCAGAUUGUUUUGUUUCCAAGAGUGAAGAUUUCCACAUAUAUACGCAGUACUGCACCAAUUACCCAAGGUCAGUGGCUGUGUUGACGGAGUGCAUGAGGAACAAGGCACUGGCCAAGUUCUUCAGAGAGCGGCAAGAAGCACUGCAGCAUUCUCUGCCCCUGGGCUCUUAUCUCUUGAAACCUGUCCAACGCAUCCUCAAGUACCACCUGCUUUUGCAUGAAAUAGAAAACCACCUUGACAAGGACACUGAGGGCUAUGAUGUGGUGCUAGAUGCCAUAGAUACAAUGCAGAGGGUGGCAUGGCAUAUAAAUGACAUGAAAAGGAAACAUGAACAUGCCAUCAGGCUCCAGGAGAUACAGAGUUUGCUCACUAAUUGGAAAGGGCCAGACCUCACAAGUUACGGGGAGCUGGUGUUAGAAGGAACAUUUCGCAUUCAGCGAGCUAAAAAUGAGCGCACAUUGUUCCUCUUUGACAAGAUGCUGCUAAUUACAAAAAAGAGAGAUGAAAUGUUUGCAUACAAAGCUCACAUACUGUGUGGAAACCUGAUGCUUGUUGAAGUAAUACCAAAGGAACCACUUAGCUUUAGUGUCUUCCACUACAAAAAUCCCAAGAUGCAACAUACUGUCCAGGCAAAGUCACAGCAAGAUAAGCGUCUUUGGAUUCUUCACUUGAAGAGGUUAAUUCUUGAAAAUCAUCCUGCUAAAAUUCCUGCCAAGGCCAAGCAGGCAAUUCUCGAAAUGGAUGCCAUACAUCACCCAGGCUUCCACUAUAGCCCUGACGGAGAAAUGAAAUCAUCAUAUCAGCCUAAGGAAGGCACUGCUCCUCACAGAGUGAGAAGGAAAUCAGAACCCUCAUCUAGAGUCCAUAAAGUUUUGAAGUCAAAUGAUAUAAGUCCAGAUAUGCAGAAGCGGAUUGGUAUUGAGGGAGCUCUAUUAUCUCAAGCCACCAAACCAGGAUCAAGUGAAGCCCUGCUGAAUUCUAGGAAAAAGGUUGCAUUGGAAUCCAGUGGGCUGGAGAGCCAAUUGCAAGAGUCUAUUGAACCAGCCUACAGCAGCGACCAGGAUGAAAAUCUUCAGACUUCUGCUAUGGAACAGAUUGAUGCUGAUGAUGAAGAAGAGUCUGAACAGUCACAGGGAGUACAGCAAAACUCAUUGCAGAAAUCAAAAGGGGGAAGAAAAAGACUUAAUAGCCAAGCUGCUGAAAAUGUUGAAAAACGGAGAAGUCUUAAUGUCAACAAGUGUGAAAUGCAGAGCUCCAAGGACCCCUCAGAUGAAGAGUCAACCCAGCUGAAUACUGACCUUCCGUUUUCCUGCGCAGCUAGACAGCCACAGUCUCCUAGACAAUUCAGCACAACCCAGAGCAAUUCGCUAAUCAUGAAUAUCCUGGGAGGAAGUACCUCUGUCAGAAACAUCUGGACGGACCAUCAAAUCAGGCAGGCAUUGUUUCCCAGCCGGCGCCCACCUUAUGACAACGAAGAUGAUGAAGACGAUUAUCAAAUGUUUGUACCAUCACUGUCUACGUCCAAUGCAAGCUCAGCUGUCAGUGGAGAAAGGAGGGGUUCUUCUGGGCGUCCAUGCAGCUGGCAUUUGGGGGUAGUGCAUCAAAACGAGACUUCCAGCCCCACUCGUCACAAAAUUGUCAGACGGGCCAGUAGUGCUGGUGAAAGUAACAUGUGUCCAGCCAGCACAAGGUGUAAAAUAGUGGAGCGUGGUUCUCAAAGGGAAGUGAAGAUAGCAGAAGUGAGCAGUAGGAAUGCAUAUCCCGAAUCUUCAGAGGAGUUGACUAUCGAUGAUAUUGAACAUGUUUAUGAUAAUAUAAGCUAUGAAGACUUAAAGCUGAUGGGUCUGACAAGAAGGGAGGAGACACACCGUGGUCCCCAGAGAUCUGCUAGAGACUCUCUCUAUGAGGCUGAAAACAAAACCGGCUUAGAUUCACCCUCCAAAAAGAGGACAGCAAAUCAAAACAGGGCCUUUGUUUGUGUUAGUAGGGAGGAGAUACUACUCAGUAAAGAAGCACCUACUUCAAGUUUAGAUGAGCUCAGGAUUGUUGAAGACAACAUCUAUGACACCAUAGUGCUUCCAGAAACACCACUGUUGAAUUUUAAAUGUGACCCUUUGAAAACCUCUAAAAGGAGGAGUUUUUUGGAAAAAGACUUUGCAUAUUGUGACAAUCUACAACAUUUUGUUUCCGAAGAGAGUCUCCAGUUCAGUGAAGAUGAAAGUCCUUACCAUCGUGUUCCCAUUGACAAUGACUAUUUGAGCUUAGUAGAUAGCUCCUCCAACUCUGAUUCUCUGUCCCAUAAGUCUGCAGCAGAUAAACUCUCAGAGGAAGUAGAUGAGAUUUGGAAUGACCUGGAGAACUAUAUCAAGAAAAAUGAGGAAAAGACAAGAGACCGUGUCCUUGCAGCCUUUCCUGUCUGUAAAGAUGAUAUGCAGGAAAGGCUGCAUGCUGGUAGUACACCUGAACUGAGUAAAGAUGUAGAGUAUUCUCUGUCUACUCUCUCUCUGCCAGAAACUCCUAUUUUCCCUAAAACUGUGAAGCCCAGGGCUGCCACCAUUAGUGAGGCGAAUCUCAGGCUUGAAGACACUACACCAUGCAAGAACUCUUUUAUGAGUCUGAACAGAUCUUCCUACUCCAGUGAGAUGCCUCUUGUAGAUGGUCCAUAUGAACCUGCCAACAAUGUUCUGUCCAAUGUGCGUGCAGAGAGUGUGGAAAAUGACUUGGCUGUUGUGGAUAAAACAAAGAACAGAGUUUUUAUGAUGGCAAGGCAAUACAGUCAAAAAAUUAAGAAGGCUAACCAGCUUUUGAAAGUUAAAAGUCCAGAGCAGGAACAGCCAGCUAGCAGACAACAGAAACUGAAACACAAAGAUCUUGCUGCUAUUCUGGAGGAGAAGAAACAAGGGGGUCCUGCUAUUGGUGCCAGAAUAGCUGAAUAUUCCCAGCUUUAUGACCAAAUUAUCUUUAGAGACAGUACUCCUAAGGUCCAAAAGGAAGCCUGGGUCACUCCUCAGGAGCCAUCAGCUGGGAGGUUUUCCACACCCGUGGCCACAUCACCUCCCCGUUCCCAGCCUGCCAGUGAAUGCCCAAGAGCAGAAGAUUGGCUUUUGCAUUCUACAUACAGUAAUGGCGAGCUGGCCGACUUCUCUCCGUGCUCUGAAUCCCAAAACCCAAAGUCCAAGAACUCAUAUACAGAAGCUGGUACAAAAAGUAAUUCAAAGCAGUUGCUAUCAGCUGGAUCGGUGCCUUCCCUUCAGAUUUCUAACCAUUUACAUGUCCCAGCGCAGAGGUGGAGUGCCAUUAUAAGCCAACCAAACAAAGAAAACUUACAUCGAGAUCACAUCUAUAAUUCACUUGGGAGGAGAGUAAGCAAUGUAAAACCACAGGCAUACAGUAGGUCGCAGUCAUCUUCCUCAAUUGUGGUCAACAGGUCUGGAGAAUCAAUUGUAUAUACUAAUGAAAUUGACAAGAAAAAGCUCCAUUUGAAUAGGAACUUCCGAUUCAACAAUCAUCAAAGUCCUGAUAUUGCUUCAGCAUGUACAGGGCCGGAGAUGAGAAAGCAGAUCCCUGAAAACUGUUCAGAUAUAAUUCUGCAGGAUUCUCAAAAAGUCCUGAGAGUGAACAGGGCCUCCCCUCUGACAGCACAGAUGGCCACUCAGAACUAUUUUUCGAAUUUCAAAGAUUCUGAAGAAGGAGAAGGGGAUGAUGAUGACUAUGUUGAAAUAAAGUCUGAAGAUGAGGGAUCUGACUUGGAGACUUCUCAGAACCAAACAAGGAAAUCGAAUCCUAAACUGCGUAAUGCAGACGCUGUUCCUUCUGAAACGCUCUGUGGCAAAACUGUCUCCUGUACUCCUGCAAAGUCUGCCAGCAGCAAACAGGCACUUACCCCAUAUCUGACUGCAUAUAGUGAUUCAGAUAAACUGAAUGACUACCUGUGGAGGGUACCAUCUCCUAAUCAGCAGAAUAUUGUACAGUCUUUAAGGGAAAAAUUUCAGUGCCUCAGUUCAAGUAGCUUUGCCUGAUGCUUUCAAUAAUUUCUAGCUAUACUGCCUUAUCAUGACAGAGUAUAUACUAGGACAAUCAGUACUGGCAUCAUGUAUUUCCACAAUAUUACACAAUCAGGCAUUGUAUCACAAUAAUAUUGUAAAUAGAUGUGAAAUGUAUCUUUUUUAAAGUGGUUUAGAAUCCUGAACAUAAAAAAGGCCAUACGUGCACUGUCCGGAGUCCCUCUCUGGAGCGCAGGUGGACUUCUCAUCUCGUAUUGGAUCUUUGCAUCUCUUCCCUUGUUAGGUGUCAUGACCCCCCUCAUUCUUACCAUCGAACCAGGUCUGAUACCAUUUGCUUCUUAAAGCAUUUUAUCAUGUGGAAACCUUAGUAUUUGGACUUUCCAGUUGGCUUCCAGUGUUCUGCCUCCAGAAUACCUGCGUGAUUACUCUGCCUACAUACAGGAGCAUUUAGCUGAACAGCUGCUCCUGUGGCUGGGCAGAUUUCUGAGGAGGUUCUGGUAGUUACACCAACAGACAACGUGCAUAAUUGCACAUACUUUUUUGCACGUUACUUUUUAUCAGACAGAUUCCAAGGGUGUGGGACCAAUGCAUAUGCUAUAUUACUUUACAACAAGCUUCUUACAUUUUAUACAAAAUCUAGUCCUAGUGCUUGAUAGCCUCUUCUACUUUCUGGAACUGCAUAGUCAGCAGAAGACAGGCAGUGGUGGCUUUUUAUGAAAACCUGUGGAUGUGACAUAGUCCUUGUCCGGGGAAUUGUUCUGGCAAUAGAAG
Molecule: messenger RNA, 5742 nt
Organism: Neopelma chrysocephalum (saffron-crested tyrant-manakin)
Lineage: Eukaryota; Metazoa; Chordata; Aves; Passeriformes; Pipridae
Gene: PLEKHG1
Product: pleckstrin homology and RhoGEF domain containing G1
Exons: 20
Coding region: 232-4986 (1584 amino acids)
Molecular function (GO): guanyl-nucleotide exchange factor activity
Source: RefSeq, a predicted model, not a curated record